This is a messenger RNA of Colletotrichum orchidophilum, 1305 nucleotides long. RefSeq lists its product as uncharacterized. The transcript has 2 exons. The coding region runs from base 1 to 1305 and encodes 434 amino acids. NCBI's taxonomy places the organism in Eukaryota, Fungi, Ascomycota, Sordariomycetes, Glomerellales, Glomerellaceae. The record is from RefSeq and is a predicted model, not a curated record.
AUGGUGAACACAUUCCGAUCUAUUGCUGGCCUGGCAGCUCUUUCAAGCUUUGCCAGUGCCAAGCUUUACGAACUCCCCCAAGCCACAACUUCGUUCAACUUUCCCCUCGACCAAUUCAGCCCUCAGCCGACCAAAGCCCCGGCAUACGCUGAUUUGAGGAAACGACAAACAUCAACGACGACCACCGUCCUCGUCGCUCCUGAUAACACCUGUGGCUACAUCUCUGGGCGUGCCGGCGCCGCAUACACCUGCGGGACCGCCGCCAGUUGCAUCUUCUUCACUUCGGUGAACGUCGACACCCCCGGCCGAGUUGCCUGCUGUGACGCCAGCGACUGCGGUGCUCGACGGACAUGCUACGAUUCUAGACAGGUCUCAGUGUCUAGUCUCUGCGAUGGCGGCUGCCUCGUUGAUCGCUUCACCCUCAAGUGUACCAGCACUGGCCGGCCCUACUGCAACACCAUCUCCUUUGCAAAUGGCAUCUUUGACUAUUGGUGCAAUACGGCAGAGAUCUCGACCCCGCAAGCCGCAACAACCACCUACGCGGGCGGACCGGCGCGCAACUGGACCCCACUCGCCCUGACGGACGACACCACGUCCAGCAGCGUCAUCCGGCCGGCCAGCUCCGGAUUCAUCACGGGGACGGCGAGCGGCUCUGUGUCCGCACCCUCCAUAACCAACCCCCCCGACAACAACAAUAACGACAACAACGGCAUUAACAACAAUAAUAACAACAACAAUUCCUCCGCCCCCGUCGGUGCCAUCGUCGGAGGCGUCAUCGGUGGCAUCGCUGUUAUCGCCCUCAUCUCCUUUGGAAUAUUUCUCAUUCUCCGCAAGAAGAAGAAGCAGCCACAGCCCGGACCUCACGGCCAACCUCCCAUGAUGAACCAGCAGCAGCCACCCCCAAUGGGUUACGCCCCAGCACCUCAGGGCUCGCCCUCGCAGUACGCCGCCCAAACGAACACGCAGUCCCUCUACGAUCCCAAGUUUGGCGGCCAGGGCGGUUACCCGCAGAGCUACGGCGGCACGCCCCCUCCACCUCCUCCUGGCCCCCAGGGCGGCUAUCAGCAGCCGGUCUACUACAACGGCAACAUGGCGGCCCCCGACCGCGCGGACACGACGAGCCCCAGCGCCAUGUCCCAGGCGACGCACAAUAACCGCCUCAGCACGCAGCCCGUCAGCCCGAGCCACCCGCAAGGCGGGUUCCAGCAGUUUGGUGGUGGUGGACAGCCGCAGCCGCAGUCGACUAUCCACGAGGCGCCUACUAGUGGUGACGGGCACAAGGGGCAUAUGCACGAGCUUGCUUAA